Molecule: messenger RNA, 1234 nt
Organism: Aspergillus pseudotamarii
Lineage: Eukaryota; Fungi; Ascomycota; Eurotiomycetes; Eurotiales; Aspergillaceae
Exons: 2
Coding region: 176-1114 (312 amino acids)
Source: RefSeq, a predicted model, not a curated record
UUUGGAUCGAUGCCCGUCAAACGUCAUUUCAUGGAACUAUAAUCUCACAGCAUAUCUUUUGGGCUAAGGUGUUAUAAAUUGGACCGGUUAGCUUGUUUAGAUUAUAUCGUUCUCUUGCUCGCCCAUCCUUCCCAAGCCCACCGAAGAGAGACUAUAAACCCGUCAUAAAUAGACCAUGCCUCAAUCCCACUCCGGUAUUCUCCACGAAUAUGCCCCAAGACUAACGGCCUUCGAAUUUAACCCAGGCCCCAAAAAGCAACACAGCCUCCUCUUCGUCGGCGGCCUCACCGACGGCCUCCUAACAGUCCCCUAUGUAUCCGCACUCGCUAAAGCCUUCGAAUCCACCGAAUGGACUGUCUUCAACGUCCUUCUCUCCUCCUCUUACCUCGGCUGGGGCGUCGAAAGUCUCGAUAAAGACGUCACCGAGAUCGCGCAGUGCGUGAACUUCGUUCGGGGUCUGAAGCCCCAGGGCAAGAUCGUUCUCAUGGGCCAUUCAACCGGUAGUCAGGACGUCCUGCAUUAUCUGCACUCGCCAAAUCCGCUCCCUGGACAGGAGAGUGCUCGGCCUGUGUUGGACGGGGCUAUCAUGCAGGCUCCCGUGUCGGAUCGGGAGCAUAUCUUGCAUUUGGCGCACUCGGAUCACGAAGUACGCGGAGCGUAUGAGCAGUUGGUGAAUUUUGCGAGGUUGCAGGCGCCACAGUCGCUGUUGCCGCUGAAUCUUACUGCAGUAGUCGGAUGGCCGGAUAAUACCGGGAUUAGCUGCCGGAGAUUUCUGAGUCUCGCGAGUCCAGAGAGUCCAGAGAAGCCGGCAGAGGACGAUUUGUUUAGUUCCGACCUGAAGGAUCAGAGGUUGAAGGAGACGUUUGGGGCUGUUGCGGAGAGGGGAUUAGUGAAGGGGAAACUAGCGGCGUUAUAUUCUGGAAAUGAUGAGUAUGCUCUGCCGUCGGUGAAUAAAGAGGCACUUUUGCGGAGGUGGAAGGAGGCGACGAAUGCUGGUGGGGUAGAGAAAUGGAGUGAAUACAGCGGUGUCAUUCCGGGGGCUGCGCACAAUGUGAAGGAUGAAGGUCAGGAUUGGCUGGUUGAGCGCGUCCUUCAGUAUCUUAACACAGUGUAGCUGCAGAGUCUAUGAUCAGGGCAACAUGAAUGAUCAAGCCAGGCAUGAGAAGAUGGAAUCAAGCAUUUUGGACAUUUAGUGUACAUGAAAGAAAAGUCUUAGGACGGCCAACACAUCAAC